This is a messenger RNA of Vollenhovia emeryi, 5397 nucleotides long. It is a transcript of the gene trpl, whose product is annotated as transient-receptor-potential-like protein. Gene Ontology annotation, cellular component: cation channel complex; membrane. Gene Ontology annotation, biological process: calcium ion transmembrane transport; manganese ion transport; regulation of cytosolic calcium ion concentration. Lineage: Eukaryota; Metazoa; Arthropoda; Insecta; Hymenoptera; Formicidae. Bases 1226 to 4750 code for a protein of 1174 amino acids. Gene Ontology annotation, molecular function: store-operated calcium channel activity; inositol 1,4,5 trisphosphate binding; protein binding. The record is from RefSeq and is a predicted model, not a curated record. The transcript has 17 exons.
AGCCGAUAAGCUACGAAAGGACUACUUUAAUUCCGGAUUUCGCAUAAUGAAGCUCUCUGCCGCAUAAUGAGGAUUAUUAAUCCGCUCUGCGUAUCGCGCGGGAUCGUUAAGCGUCCCGUAUUAAUGGGUUACGACUGUUUCUCAGCAUCGCAAUUCGCUUCGCAACUCAAAUAUUUCCCUGGCAUGACAACUGAAUAUGUCGCACCCCGUAGUGGGCCAAAUGUUUGCACAGCAUUGCUCUUGCGUUCUCCAUGCGGUUCUCGCCGCGCGAUUUUACCGUCGACAUGGAACACCGCAGAUUUUAACAGCUGCAUCUGAUUUCCACAUGAAUGUCACAUUGAACAGUUUAGAUUUUAAUACAAUUGCGCUUUCUUUGUUACACGUGUUCGCUGCUAUCGGAGCAUUUACCUUACGAGUGGACUAUUAAAGAUACAUUAAUUCGUCGCUUGGGGAUGCAAAUGGUCUUGUAACGUUAGAAAUUACGGCGGUACAAUGAAAAUGACAUAAACUCUUUAAGAGAAACUAAAGAAGAACUCUCGAAAUCGAUCGUAGAAAUUACGGUCAAGGGGACGCUGGGGAUUUUCGGAGCAGCCUGCGAAAUCGAUCGCAUAAUGAGGUUGUUGUUUCAACACACCAAGGCUGCUGGAAUAUUAUGUAAUGCGUAGGGCAAUAGAGGGAAUUAUCCGGCUUAGUCCCUGCGGCCGCCUCGCGUUCGUGGUUUACUUCGCCUCGCGCCAUUUCCUCGUUUCUGGCGAGCGCGCUCUUAUUCCAAGUGCAAUCCGUUAGACGACUAACGAGAUAUCGGUAAGCAAAUUAGUCAACAGGCACAGGUGCACUAUCACAAGUAACGGCGGUGGCGUUACAGACCCCCCGUCGCCAUCUGCGCCACGCGCCGCGACAAACAGGGUCUACAUCUACAUUAAUACGCGUAAUUCGAUUUUCAUCAUCCUCUAUAUAACAGGUGUCACGCAUCGCAAAAGCUCGCGCAAAAGCGAGACGACAUUUUCACCGCGAAUGUCGCGCCAUUCUUCUGCCACGCAGAAUCGCCUCCUCUCCGUGGAACCGUCGUUGUCCUUCGCGAAGCUGCUCGGAGCUUCGCGGUGCUCCCUCGAUGCGCCGAUGAAAGGGAAAAAUUCUUUCGAUAGUCAUCCUUGGUGCGCGAACGGUUUAAGUGAAAUCGGAACUAAUCGUUGUUGGGAUAAGAAAGUGAGCUGAACACCUCAGGAUGAGCGACGCGACGAGCGAUAAAGACGCAGAAGCCGCGGCCCAGGACACGAGCGAUUAUGUGCUUCACCUCCCACGUCCGCUCAAUCUCGAAGAAAAGAAGUACCUACUGGCCGUAGAAAGAGGGGAUAUGCCCAAUGUGAAGAGGCUUCUGCAGCUUGCAAGCAAGGGCAAGGGAAAACAGCUGGACGUGAAUUGCGUAGAUAGUCUGGGUCGCAGUGCCCUUACGCUGGCCAUAGAGGCGGAAAAUUUAGAAAUGGUCGAGCUGCUCGUCGUCAUGGGGGUCGAAACUAAGGAUGCCUUACUCCAUGCCAUCGAUCAGGAAUUCGUAGAGGCGGUAGAGCUGCUGCUGGAACACGAGGAACUCCUUACGAGUCAAAUAACCGAGACUUCCGAAAAGCAGAUCGUACACAGCUGGCAGAAGGUUGAUCCGGCAUCAGCCAGAUACUCGAUGGACAUGACGCCCCUGGUGCUCGCGGCGCAGCGUAAUAAUUACGAAAUCUUGAAGCUUCUGCUGGAUAGAGGAGCUACCUUGCCGAUGCCGCACGACGUGAGGUGUGGCUGCGACGAUUGUCUUGAGGCAACCAUCGGCGAUCCAUUAAGACUGUCGUCCACUAGAAUCUCUGAAUAUAAGGCUUUAGCGAGUCCAAGUUUAAUAGCCCUGAGCUCGACGGAUCCCUUAAUGACAGCUUUCCAGUUAAGCUGGGAACUUAGGGAACUGGCUAUAUCGGAACCGGAGAGUAGAGCCGAGUACUUGAAACUACGGCGACAGGUAGAGAAAUUCGCCGUCGAUUUGCUGCAACACGUGCGGACUACCACAGAACUGGAUACCAUACUGAAUUACGACCCCGACGAAGAGAAUGCCGAGCUUAGCAAGCAACUAGCUCGACUGGAGCAAGCCAUAGAAUAUAAGCAGAAAAGAUUCGUUUCGCAUUCUCACGUUCAGCAGCUCUUGGCGGCCAUCUGGUACGAAGGGGUGCCCGGAUUUCGAAGAAUGUCAGCCGUGCAGAGAGUCGGUAUUCUUGCAAAGACGGCAAUUUUAUUUCCGUUCUAUUGUAUCGUGUACUAUCUGAUGCCGGAAUCAAAAACGGGACGGCUUAUGCGAAGACCUUUCAUGAAAUUCUUGGUCCAUGCGUCAUCCUACCUAUUUUUCCUGUUUGUACUCAUGCUGGUAUCGCAGCGUGCUGAAGUGGAGAUUGUCAGACUCCUGGGCUCUCAGGAAAUGAAGAGAAACCUUGAGGCUUACUUGGCCCGACAGAGAGGCGCGGCACCUACCCCUCUGGAAAGUAUCGUCGUGCUAUACGUUCUUGGAUUUAUAUGGGAAGAGACGAGAGAGGCUUACGUGGACGGUCUGAAGAGCUACUUGCGGGACAUGUGGAACUUCAUCGACUUCACCAGAAAUACGCUCUAUUUGGCGACCGGUGUUCUCAGAUUGGCGGCGUAUCUUCAGCAGCGCGCCGAGAUACAGACAGACUCGUCGGCCGCGUUAAUACCGAGAGAGAAUUGGAGCGACUUCGAUCCGCAGCUGAUCGCGGAGGGUCUCUUCGCGGCUGCGAAUGUCUUCAGCGCCUUGAAACUCGUUCACCUCUUCAGCAUCAAUCCGCAUUUAGGGCCGCUUCAGGUAUCGCUGGGCAGAAUGGUAAUCGACAUCGUAAAAUUCUUUUUCAUUUAUACCUUAGUGUUAUUCGCCUUUGCCUGCGGCUUGAAUCAGUUACUGUGGUAUUUUGCGGAACUGGAGAGGCAGAAGUGUUACAGCGGAAUGUCGGAUCCCUCGUGGGACGCCGGCAGUGACGCCUGCUUAAGAUGGAGAAGAUUCAGCAAUCUAUUUGAAUCGUGCCAGAGUCUUUUCUGGGCCAGUUUCGGUAUGGUCGGCAUCGAAAGCUUCGAGCUCACUGGAAUCAAGUCAUACACUCGAUUCUGGGGCUUAUUGAUGUUCGGAUCGUAUUCCGUGAUCAACGUGAUUGUCCUGCUAAAUCUACUGAUAGCUAUGAUGAGCAACAGCUACGCCGUUAUUGAGGAACAUUCCGACACCGAGUGGAAAUUCGCGAGAACGAAGUUAUGGAUGAGUUACUUCGAGGACACCGGAACCCUUCCGCCGCCCUUCAAUAUCUUCCCGCCGCCGAAAUUGCUUCUCCGAUUGUUCGGCCUGCAGAAGAAGCGCCUCGGUAGACGCAGUAGUCAACGUCGACGUGCACGCGAACAUAAAUAUGGAGCAGUCAUGAGAGCUUUGAUAUGGCGUUACGUUGUGAAUGCACAUAGCGAGCAUGAAAUGGAACCUGUCACUGAAGACGAUGUCCACGAACUUAAAUCCGAUUUGUCAUCCUGGAGAUGUGAACUUCUGGACAUUCUGCAUAGAAACGGCAUGGAUAUUGGCGGUGUCAACAAGAAAGAAAAGACUGUACUGGGCAAAAAGAUGAGAGUUUGGGAGAGAAGACUCAUGAAAGAUUUCCAAGUAGCAGGUCCGGUAAAUCCAGCUGAUGCCGAUCUUCAGGAAGAGCUAGCUCUGCAACAACCUGUAGACGAAAGCAACGUUGAGAGAUGGAAGAGAAUCGCCAGAUUAGCUGUAUUGACCUCGGCCGAACAUCGUUGGAGUCAAGUCGUGAAAAACGCAGUUAAGAGCUCUCAAAUCGGUAAAAGCUGCAGCAAGGCAUCGCUGCAGAAUCAGCAGAGUCUGAAGAAAGCCAUGGAGGAAGCGAAACGACUGGCGCAAAAAAGUCCUCUGCCGACAGAUGUGCCGGUUGAAUUGCCAGAAACUACCGCGGCGACGAUACUGCACGUGCUAGAUGACAUCGUUGAGGGCGAUGACAAUGUUAAAACGUCGGGACUCAAACGGGAAAAAACUCCAAUUAAAGACGGCGUUGGUUCUCAACCUUUUGAAUCAAUACUUCAGUCUACAGCCACGUCUACAGCCUACAAUUUCGUCGACGAGAAAGUGACAAAGGUCACUGCGCCAUUGUUACCGCUUCGUUCAUCGCCACCACGGGUAAUCAAGAGGAAGACGCCUACUCAACUCGGACAAUCAACUUCUGUUCAAUCCACGGCUAUUCAAUCCUCAAUUACCACCUCGGUUGUUCCCAUGACAUCCGUUACUACUACCAGAGCUGCUGCAACCAAUACAACACGCACGACCGCCGCAACUACUGCAACAACUACGUCUGUCACCAUACAGACUGCUACUAUUUCUGCCAAGCCCAUCACUACUAAUACUACUACUACCGCUAUCAAACCUGUUGCUACUAUUGCGAAAUCCACCGCUACCAUUUCUGUCGCUACGACGACUUCUUCCAGUUCUCCUAUGGAAAGUCAAAGCAAAUCCGCUACUGUAUCCAUAAGUGCACCUUCAACCAGCAUUAAAGACGGAAGUAGUUCGAUCAGAGCACGGCCGAAAGCUUCAUAUAGUCCUAAACUUCCGAUUAUUCCCUCCUUAACAGUUACCCCAAACUUGGACGGUAGCAAAGAGGACGAGCGAGAAAAGUUCGUGGGUCUUACACCGCGUAAUAGACCAUCGAGAGGAGGAUGGCUCUAAAGUUCCGUAUAUGACAACAAUUUUUCGCGACUUUUUCAUGUUUUUACACAUUUCAUAAUUGAUCUGACAAGAAAAAAUCGGAAGCGUCCCUCUCCGGUUUUGAUAAGCUUUUUAAUAUGUUGUUUUCCAGUUUACAAUAAGAGACACGUAUUUAAAGAAAAAUUAUUUUCCUAACGGUUUCUUAAAAUAAACUGGUCCAAUUUAGGCAAUUGGCAACUCGAAUAUAUAAAAAGAUGGCGUUACACAAACACACGGCAUUAAAUUAAUAUGUAAUUAGUUUUACAACAUGUAAUUAGUAGUUAAUAAAAGACACUUGUAAACGUAUCAUAGAAAAUUUGGGUGUCCACUCUUAUUUUAGACAGCAGCUAAAGAUCUAUAACAUAAUAAUUGUAACAAUAAAAACACAAUAACUGUUUCUGUUUGGUUUCCGCUCACUGGCCGCUAAAUUACAUGUCUAUGACACUAUAGUGUCGUCGAUAAUAAACUUAAUAUUAAUCGAACUGUAUAAUAUUGGAAAAGAUAAAAUCAUAUCUGAUAUGAAAUAUGAGAGUCCGACUUUAGAGGUACGAAAGAAGUUCCAGAUAAUUUGUACCAUAUUUUCACAAUCCCUUCUCUCGCUAUUAUUACACUAUUCGCUCAGAAAAUGA